Messenger RNA from Dermatophagoides pteronyssinus (European house dust mite), 1087 nucleotides. Its product is annotated as box C/D snoRNA protein 1-like. NCBI's taxonomy places the organism in Eukaryota, Metazoa, Arthropoda, Arachnida, Sarcoptiformes, Pyroglyphidae. The record is from RefSeq and is a predicted model, not a curated record. Gene Ontology annotation, biological process: box C/D snoRNP assembly; maturation of LSU-rRNA from tricistronic rRNA transcript (SSU-rRNA, 5.8S rRNA, LSU-rRNA); snoRNA localization. Gene Ontology annotation, cellular component: pre-snoRNP complex; nucleus.
UGGAAAAAAAUGGAAAAUAAAUUUUUUGGUCUUUUUGGAAAUGAUUCUGAUGAGAAAGAAUCAAAUUCAAUCAUUGAAAAUAAUGAAGAAUUAUGUGAUAUUAUCGAUAAACCAAAUCACGAAUCAUUGGUUAAUCGUUUUGUCGAAGAAAUAAACACAAAACAAGAAAGAAAAAAACGAAAAAAUUGUUCCAUCUGUCAGAUUAGUGUACAUAAAUAUGUUUGUCCACGAUGUUCAAUCAAAACUUGUUCGGUAAAAUGUUCAAAAAAACAUAAAGAAACUACUGGAUGUUCGGCAAUUCGUGAUCAACUUUCAUUUGUUCCAUUAAAACAUUAUAACGAAAGUCAUCUGAAUUCAGAUUUUAGCUUUAUCGAAAAAGGAUCCGAAUAUAUACAAAAUUUGAAUCGUAUUGUAGAGAAUAAUCCAAAAAGAGAUUUAUCUACGUGGGUAAUACGUUUUGCACAAGAAUGUCAAAAACGACGAAUUCAAUAUGAAAAAAUGCCCAUUGCAUUUAAACGUUCACGUUCAAAUAGAUCUAUCUAUUUAUACAAGGAAAAAACUAUCUAUUGGGAUAUUGAUUUUAUUUUUCCGAAUUGUCGUUUGAAAAUUGAACCAAACGAACAAAAUUAUCGACCGCUUUGUUUCAAACGGAAUAGAAUUUCCGAAAAUAGUCGUUUGAUUGAUAUAGUAAAAGAUAUUAUUGAACAGCCAACCACCAUAAUCAACAACAAUGAUGAUAAUGAUAACAGUGAUUUGAAUCAAAUUGAAGAAUUUGAUUUUUCACCAUAUCAACAACAAGGCCAACAACAAUAUCAAAUAUUAUUAAAACAUAAAUCCGGACGUUAUUAUUAUCGUCUGCAAAAUGAAUGGACAUUGAAAAGAAAUUUAGAAGAUAAAAUUAUUGUUGAAUAUCCAAUUUUGGUUAUUGUUUUACAAGAAUUUCUAAAUAAUUAUCCAGAAUUGUGAUCAUUGAUAAAGUUUUUUUAAAUUCUUUAUUGAAAAGUCAAAAAACAAAACAAAAAUGUAAUCUCAUAUUAAUAGUUGUGUAACAAUACAGGUGACAAUAACAUUGAUAUUAUUCAUUGAU